Molecule: messenger RNA, 1833 nt
Organism: Lactuca virosa
Lineage: Eukaryota; Viridiplantae; Streptophyta; Magnoliopsida; Asterales; Asteraceae
Source: the annotation of a GenBank genome assembly
GUUCGAGUUUGAACUCUACGUUCAUCCCGCUCUCUGAUUAUUCAAUCUCCAGCUGUCCCCCUUUCUUAAAAUCUUCAUGUUUUUAAGCUAUCAAUCCUAUCGAGCUGAUUCACAAGCUCUGUAACACGAUCUAAUCAUCUCUAUAAAGGGAAACCUUUUCAAAUCAAAACCUUGAAAUUGGUUUUCUCCAAAGAACAUACAAAUGAGAAAAGGAGCUAAUAUUGGAGAGCCCACUUUUCGUGUAACAAGAGCUCGUGCUGCUGCUUGCAAGCCAUCUGUUGGUUCAGAAGUACCAAAAGGGCAGGGGCAAGAUCGUCUUUUGCGUAAAAAUCCUAAGAGAUCAGUGCUAGAUGAGAGAAACAACAACACUACUGCAGUUUCUAGUGCCCAAAACAAGAGGAGAGCUGUUCUUAAAGAUGUCACAAACAUUUGUUGUGAUAAUAAUUCUUACAAAAACUGCAUAAUUCCAGCCAAGAUUACGAAAACAACUACUAAGAUCACCAAGAAAAAUCCCAUCAAACCUCAACAAGUUUCUGCUCAAAUUCAAUCUACUGCUGUUGACCACAUAGUUGACUUGGACAAAAACGUAAUUCACCAGAAGGGUACUCAUAUUGCUGAAAGGGAAAACACAAACCGAAUUGGCAAACGAGUAGGUUCACAGUUGCAAAGCUUUUCAAAGAAAGGGAGAAAUAAUAUCCAUGAGAAGAUCAUCAUAGCUACCAAGGUUGACUUUACUGAUAUAGAUUCUGAUGAAAAAGACCCUUUAAUGUGCAGCAUGUAUGCACAUGAGAUAUAUAACAAUUUACGCGCAUCAGAGCUUAUACAUCGACCACAUUCUAAUUUCAUGGAAACAAUGCAACGAGAUGUAACUCAAAGUAUGAGGGGAGUCUUGGUUGAUUGGCUUGUAGAGGUAAGUGAGGAAUAUAAGUUGGUGCCUGACACAUUGUAUCUCACUGUCUAUCUCAUUGACUCGUUUCUUUCUCAACAAUAUAUUGAAAGACAAAAACUUCAACUUCUAGGCAUCACUUGUAUGCUAAUUGCCUCGAAAUAUGAAGAAAUGUGUGCACCUAGUGUUGAGGAAUUUUGUUUCAUCACAGACAAUACUUACACAAAAUCAGAGGUUGUGAACAUGGAGGGUCAAGUUUUGAACGAAUUAAAUUUUCAAUUUUCAGCACCCACAACAAAAACUUUUCUAAGGAGAUUUUUAAGAGCAGCUCAAGCUUCUAACCAGAGCCCGAAUUUUGAAUUGGAGUUUUUGGCAAAUUAUCUAGCAGAGUUGACUUUGAUUGACUAUAAUUUCUUGGUAUUUGUUCCUUCAAAUGUUGCUGCUUCGGUUGUGUUUCUUGCCAGAUGGAUGCUAGAUCAAUCGCGCCACCCUUGGAAUGAUACAUUAGAACACUACACAAAUUACAAGCCAUCAGAUCUAAAGAACACAGUUCUUGCACUCCAUGGUUUAAGAUCAAGUGACAUUAGUUCCCCUUUGAAUGCUAUAAGAUCAAAGUAUAACCAAGAUAAGUUCAAAUGUGUUGCAAGUUUGCCUUCUCCUCAAGUACCUGAAACACUACUUUAACAUACAAGAAGGUAUUCUCACUCUAGAUUAUGCCUAUUUACCAUAUAUGUUUCGGCUUGUGUUUUGUUGUUUGAGAAUUGUUAAUAAUAUUUUUGAAAUUAGAGUUGGGAAAUGAGGUUUUUGGUUCUUUAAAAACCUUUUUGUAAUGGUUAUACUUGUGGGAUGUGAGGUUGUGUAGUCAUUUAUAGCUUCAAGAUUUGAGUUUGUAAGUUGGCAAGAAAGGGAAAAAGUUGUAAAAAGCUGAUAUAAAGUUUAACUCAAGG